This is a messenger RNA of Jaculus jaculus (lesser Egyptian jerboa), 978 nucleotides long. RefSeq names its product olfactory receptor 52W1. The record is from RefSeq and is a predicted model, not a curated record. The coding region runs from base 16 to 978 and encodes 320 amino acids. Gene Ontology annotation, cellular component: membrane. Lineage: Eukaryota; Metazoa; Chordata; Mammalia; Rodentia; Dipodidae. Gene Ontology annotation, molecular function: G protein-coupled receptor activity; olfactory receptor activity. The transcript has a single exon. Gene Ontology annotation, biological process: G protein-coupled receptor signaling pathway.
CAUCCUCUCCACAGGAUGACAGAAACAUUGCAGUUCAACUCCACCUUCCUACGCCCCGCUUUCUUCAUACUGACCGGCAUCCCAGGAUUGGGGGCUGCACAGGCCUGGCUGACACUGGUGUUUGGACCAAUGUACCUGCUGGCACUGCUGGGUAAUGGAGCACUGCUGAUGGUGCUGUGGAUAGACUGCACACUGCACCAGCCCAUGUUUCUACUCCUGGCCACAUUGGCAACCACAGACCUGGGCUUAGCCACAUCUAUAGCCCCGGAGCUACUGGCUGUGCUGUGGCUUGGGCCCCGGCCUGUGCCUUAUGCUGCCUGCCUAGUCCAGAUGUUCUUUGUGCACGCGCUGACUGCCGUGGAAUCCGGUGUGCUUCUGGCUAUGGCCUGCGAUCGUGCUGUGGCUGUGGGGCGUCCACUGCGCUACCCUACCUUAGUUACCAAAGCCCGUGUGGGCUACGCAGCCUUGGCCCUGACACUGAAAGCUGUGGCUAUUGUAGUGCCUUUCCCUCUGCUGGUGGCCCGAUUUGAGCACUUCCAUGCCAGAGUCAUCCACCAUGCCUACUGCGCACACAUGGCGGUCGUAGAGCUGGUGGUGGGUAACACACGGGCCAACAACUUGUAUGGACUGGCCCUUUCCCUGGCUGUCUCAGGCAUGGAUAUUGUGGGCAUCGCUGGCUCCUAUGGGCUCAUUGCCCAUGCUGUGCUUCGACUACGCACUCACGAGGCCCGUUCCAAGGCCUUCGGUACCUGCGGUUCUCAUAUCUGUGUCAUUCUGGCUUUCUACGUGCCGGGGCUCUUCUCCUACCUCACACACCGCUUUGGCCGGCACACUGUCCCAAAGCCUGUGCACAUCGUUCUCUCAAACAUCUAUUUGCUGUUGCCACCUGCUCUCAACCCCAUCGUCUACGGAGCCCGCACCAAGCAGAUCAGGGACCGACUCCUCGAAGUGGUCUUGUUCAGAAAAAAACAAUUCUAA